CACGUAGACACACACACGUAGACACACACACACGUAGACACACACACACACACACACACGUAGACACACACACACGCUCCAAAGGGGGUUGGACCCGCUGUGGAGCAGGUCCCAGUGAAGUCUCCCGAGGCGUCACAGAGGAGGUGGUGUCAGGAUGGCGUUCCAUCUCCUGCUCGCCAUGGCGGUCAUCAUGGGUUUGGUGGAUCCCUUGUGUGCAAGCGGGCCAGAGCAGAAGCAAACAGAACCAACACCGGUCCGGAACAUUACGUCUUCCAGCCGGUACCUCACAAGCUCAGGUCCUACAAGACUCGGUCUCACGGGUCCGAAAGGACCCGGUCUCAGGGGUCCGACUGGACCUGGUCUCACCAAUCCGACAAGACCCGGUCUCACUGGUCCAACAAGACCCGGCCUCACGGGUCCGACAAGACCCAGUCUCACCAGUCCGAAAAGUCCGGGUCUCACCAGUCCGACAAGUCCGGGUCUCACCAGUCCGACAAGACCCCCUUCUAUUGAGGACAAACUGAACCAGAUCCACAAGAACCUGGAGAACCAAACCCAGAACUUUGUGUCUGAGGAUAAAGAGAACUUCCAGGUCUAUGAGGACUACCAUCCACCAGGUGUGUGUCGAGAAGAUGAUCUGGUGAAGGAGAGUCACGCCGUGUGUACUUCUACUUUCUACCAGCAGAUGGAGCACCUGAGGCCUGAUGAGCGUUGUGUUCUGGAUCAGGUGAUCGGGGCGUACAACGACUUGACGCUGUGCUUGGAGAUGUUGUCCCACUGGGCCGGAUGUUUCUAUCCCAACAGCAAAGUCCAGGACUUCUUCUUGCUGGUCCACUCCAGCUUCUUCCAGCAGUGUUCCCCGCAGGAGCGCCCCCUGGAGGACGCCCCACAUGGGCUGGCGGUGGCCCUGACCCUGGGCACCGUCAGCAUCAUCCCGGUCCUGGUCUACCUGGUGGGCUGGAGGAGCGGCGUGGACUCCGCACGCUAACUCAACCUUCCUCUUCAGCUCCUACAAAUUAAAAGCUUCCUCAGACGUGAAGGUUUCAUCAUGCUUUUAUUGUUUGCCACAUGAAUAGUGAGGUCACAUGACCCAGGCCAAGUCGAGCUCAUUUAUAGCAAUUGUUAGCAUUCUAAUAUUGACAUCAUUUUCAUUUGAUGAAUGCUACCUGUUAGCAUGCUAACUUUAAUAGGCCAGCUAUUGUUAUAUGCCAUGGUUAUUAAUUAUAUAAUUAACAAGUUAUAUUUUGCUACUUGAUGUAUGCUAACGUUACCAUGCUAGCAUGUUUACCAAAUAUUCCUGCUACACAUCACAGAGUAAUAAAG
Messenger RNA from Entelurus aequoreus (snake pipefish), 1323 nucleotides. RefSeq lists its product as uncharacterized. Gene Ontology annotation, molecular function: coreceptor activity. The record is from RefSeq and is a predicted model, not a curated record. Gene Ontology annotation, cellular component: signaling receptor complex; membrane; cell surface. Gene Ontology annotation, biological process: angiogenesis; G protein-coupled receptor signaling pathway; calcium ion transport. The transcript is spliced from 5 exons. Bases 155 to 988 code for a protein of 277 amino acids. NCBI's taxonomy places the organism in Eukaryota, Metazoa, Chordata, Actinopteri, Syngnathiformes, Syngnathidae.